Bombina bombina (fire-bellied toad) is the source of this 1829-nucleotide messenger RNA. Its product is annotated as fumarylacetoacetate hydrolase domain-containing protein 2. The coding region runs from base 129 to 1088 and encodes 319 amino acids. Gene Ontology annotation, molecular function: hydro-lyase activity. The transcript is spliced from 8 exons. Lineage: Eukaryota; Metazoa; Chordata; Amphibia; Anura; Bombinatoridae. The record is from RefSeq and is a predicted model, not a curated record.
AAAGCUUUGAGUGGAGGUCACAUGUUUUCUGUCUUGAGUGGAGCUCCGGUCAGCAGCUAGACGCUUCUCGCUACUGGAGAGGGGUAGAGGGAUCGUCCAGCUGUCACCUUGGUAACAUUUAGGGUCUGAUGUUGGGAACUUUUCGAGGUGCCCUCAGAAUUCCUCUUAUUAUUCUCCAAUCAUUGUCUAGGAAAGGUUUUUCCAAUUUUCCACCUCUAAGAAUGAGGCUGGUUCAGUUCAAGAGUUCAGUGGCCCCUGGUCUGAGGAUAGGGCUGGAAAUGGAGGCAGGAGGAAGUGUCAUUGACCUAAAUGCCUUUGACCCAUCCCUUCCCUGUGGAAUGAGGGAGUUCCUUGAGGCUGGAGACACUGCUUUACAGACAGCUAAAAGGGCUCUUACCUCUGGUCAACACACACUGAAGCGCUCCCAGAUCUCUAUCUUGGCGCCUAUCUCCAACCCUGAGAAGGUUAUCUGUAUUGGAAUGAACUAUGUGGAUCACUGUCUAGAACAGAAUGUGCCUGUCCCUAAAGAACCCAUCAUUUUCAGCAAAUUCCCCAGCUCCAUUGUUGGUCCAACAGACCCUAUUAUCCUUCCACCUGAGAGCAAGGAAGUGGACUGGGAAGCUGAGUUGGCCUUUGUAAUUGGGAAGAAAGGGAAAGACAUUAAGGAGGAAGAUGCUAUGGAUUAUGUGGUUGGUUUCACUGUUGCUCAUGAUGUGAGUGCUCGGGACUGGCAAAUGAAGAAGAAUGGGAAGCAGUGGCUUCUGGGUAAAACAUUUGACACGUUCUGUCCAAUUGGGCCAGCUCUGGUUACUAAGGACUCUAUCUCAGACCCCCACAAUCUUGGAAUCCGUUGUCGUGUGAAUGGGGAACUUGUCCAGGACAGUAACACAAAGCAGAUGGUCUUCAAGACUGAAGCUCUCAUUGCUUGGGUCUCCAAGUUUGUUACUUUGAACCCAGGUGAUAUUUUCCUUACUGGAACACCCCCAGGAGUUGGUGUGUUCAGAAAACCACCCAUCUUCCUCAAGGCAGGAGAUGUGGUUCAGUGUGAAAUUGAUGAGCUGGGAGUCAUCACAAAUCCUGUGGUUUGAACAUGUUUAGGUGAUAACAAAGGAUCAGACACUGAAUUGCCUUAAGCUUUUGUUUAUUAACCAUAGAUUCAGAUAAGGAACAUUUCCUUAGUAUGAUUACGCUAUAUAUCUGCUCUAUGAAAACACGGACAAACAACAACAACCAAAAAAAACUAUUUUAUAUGAACAAAAUCAACUGUGCUUUGAAGGCAAAUCACAAAAUCUAUUGCAAUUUUUAAUUAAGGUGCUAAAAAAAUAACAAUGGUGAAAAGGUCAUCUGAUUCCGCUUAAUAAACCUGAAAAUCAGAAGGGAUUCUACAGAAAAACUCAGCAGUCUAUAAAAAAAAUAUACUGUAGAUUGUUCAUUUUUAUAAGAUUAUAAAUGGAUGAUUUUUCAUAUAUGUCCAUCGUUUUUAAUUUAUAAAUUGCUGGAUGAAUCGUAAAAGCUUCAGGCAGUUUUCUUUUUGCAGAAAUGUCUCUGAAAUUUGCAGCAUCAUUCCAUGACUAUUAGGGUAAUGCUCAAAUACCUACAAAUGAAAAAGAGAAAAAAACAAAACAAUGGACAUGUUAAAAAAAACAAAGGAACAUUGUACUAUAAGGUUUUCUCAUGUUUAACUCGUUCUUAAUGAUCCAUUUUGACUGCUGGAGUGUUUUGAAAUUUUCACAAAUAGCUCCUUAAAAAAGGGGUCAUUAAACACUUUGAGAUGGUAAUAUAAAUAGUAUAUACAAAAAAACUCUGCAAUAAAAAACUCCAGUCUAAAA